Salvia miltiorrhiza (redroot sage) is the source of this 7079-nucleotide messenger RNA. RefSeq names its product protein SWEETIE. The transcript is spliced from 48 exons. Gene Ontology annotation, biological process: carbohydrate metabolic process. Lineage: Eukaryota; Viridiplantae; Streptophyta; Magnoliopsida; Lamiales; Lamiaceae. The record is from RefSeq and is a predicted model, not a curated record. The coding region runs from base 160 to 6822 and encodes 2220 amino acids.
UUUAAUUUCAUUUCACUUCAAUGAAAAUAGAGUUGCGAAAUCCUAAAUUUGAUCCCCAAAACCCAAAAUCGACCUUUGCCACCAAACAGCACCUUCUCAGAUCCUAACACAGGCAAGCAGACUUGCCAUUUCGCACACACUCACGCGCUCCGCCGCAAAAUGGCGAGGAAUUACGCCAGAGAGAACAUGCAGCUCUCGAGGUUCGGCGUACUGGUGGCGCAGCUCGAAUCAAUAGUCGCCUCCGCCGCGCACAAGCCACCGGACGCACUUCUCUGUUUCGAUCUUUUGUCUGAUCUCAUCUCCGCCAUUGAAGAAGAGCCCAAGGAGUCCGUAUUGCAAUGGCAAAGGAAAUGUGAGGAUGCACUAUAUUCAUUGCUGGUGCUCGGAGCUCGUAGGCCCGUGCGGCAUCUGGCAUCAGAGGCAAUGGCCAAUAUUAUAUUGAAGGGUGAUUCAAUCUCAAUAUACUCUAGAGCAAGCAGCCUUCAGGGAUUUCUUUCUGAUGGCAAGAGGAGCGAAGCUCAAAAAGUUGCUGGUGCUUCUCAAUGCUUGGGAAUAUUGUACCGGUACUUUGGGAGACGAAUUGUUUCUGGGCUACUGGAAACAACUAAUAUUGUUUCAAAGUUACUAAAGUUUAAUGAGGAUUUUGUGAGACAAGAGGCUCUGCGCAUGCUUCACAAUGCUUUGGAGGGUUCUGAUGGUAGUGCUGCUUCUGCAGCGUAUACUGAGGCUUUUCGUGUAAUUAUGCGGGCCGGAGUUGGGGAUAAGUCUCCACGUGUCAAAAUAGCUGCUGCAAGAUGUCUGAAGGCUUUUGCAAAUAUUGGAGGACCAGGAUUGGGGAUUGGAGAACUUGAAAAUUGCUUGUCUUAUUGUGUCAAGGCUCUUGAGGAUCCUGUUAAACCUGUAAGAGAUGCCUUUGCUGACGCUUUAGGAGCAUUACUGGCUCUCGGAAUGAAUCCUGAUGCACAGGUACAACCAAGGGGAAAGGGUGCUACUCCUAAGAAGCUAGAAGGGGGCUUACAGAAGCACUUAGCGCUCCCAUUUACCAAAGUCAGUGGACCUCGUCUGAAGGAUGUACGUAUUGGCAUUACCUUGUCAUGGGUAUGCUUUUUACAGGCUAUGUGUUUAAAGUAUCUACACCCAGAUAGCGAGCUACAAAACUAUGCUCUGCUGGUCAUGGAUAUGCUCCGCUCGGAUACAUCUGUUGAUGCUCAAGCACUGGCUUGUGUGCUGUAUAUCGUGCGAGUUGGUAUGAUAGAUCAAAUGAGCGAACCAAUUCAGAGAAGCUUUUCAGUUUUUCUUGCCAAGCAGCUUUUAUCUUCAGAUUCCACCCCAUCCAUGAGAGUUGCUGCUUUACGAACUCUGUCAUAUGUGCUGAAAACACUUGGAGAGGUUCCACAUGAAUUCAAGGAAGUCCUUGAUGACACAGUUGUUGCAGCGCUUUCCCAUAAUUCAGCAUUGGUAAGAGUUGAAGCUGCCUUGACCGUUCGUAUGCUGGCUGAAGUUGAUCCUUCUUGUGUUGGUGGUUUGAUAUCAUAUGCAAUGACAAUGCUUAGUGCAGCAAGAGAAAAUGUUUCAUUUCAGAAGGGAUCCAACUUUAAAAGGGAGCUUGACUCUCUGCAUGGGCUAGCAGCAGUUUUGGCUUCACUAGUGUCCACUUCACCAAAGUUACCUCUUGGAUAUCCAACCAGGUUGCCCAAAUCCAUCCUUGAUGUUUGCAAGAAGAUGUUGAUGCAAUCCAGCAGGAACCCUAUAGCAGCUUCUGUAGAAAAAGAAGCUGGGUGGAACCUUCUAUCUUCACUAUUAACUUCUGUGUCAAAAGAAGAGCUUCACGACCAAGUUUUCGACAUUCUUGCCUUAUGGGCUUCCACAUUUAGUGGAAAUACUAAACAUCGGAUGAACCAAGUUCAAGACCGCACAUCAGAAAUAGGAGUGUGGUCUGCUGCCAUUGAUGCUCUUACAUCAUGUAUAAAAUGUUUUCUUUCUUCUGAUCCUGUGGAUACAAUAUUGCUGCAGCCUGUUCUGCUAUACCUAAACGGAGCAUUGUCCUUUGUAUCCCAAUUAACAGGCAAAGAACAAGGUGGAAUAAGCUCUUCAAUGGAUGUAUUUAUUGUUAGGGUGUUAUCAGCCUAUCAAGCACUCUCAGAUCCAUCUUUAUACAAAAGUGACCAUGCAUCAAUUAUUCAGAUAUGCACCACUCCUUUUAGGGAAGCUUCCAGAUGUGAUGAAAGCUCUUGUCUGAGGAUGUUGUUAGACAAGAGAGAUGCCUGGUUAGGUCCAUGGACUCCUGGAAGAGACUGGUUUGAAGAUGAACUUCGUUCAUUUCAAGGGGGCAAAGAUGGUGUACUGACAUGUGUUUGGGAAAAUGAGCCUCCUAGUUUUCCCCAGCCUGAGACCAUAAGCAAGAUGCUGGUCAAUCAGAUGCUUCUGUCCUUUGGAACCAUGUUUGCUUCUCAGGAUAGUAGAGGGAUGCUCUCGUUUCUUGGCAUGGUUGAUCAAUGUCUGAAAGCUGGAAAAAGACAGGCUUGGCAUGCAGCCAGUGUUACCAAUAUUUGUGUGGGGUUACUGGCUGGACUCAAGACCUUGCUUGCUCAACGCUCUGAACCCCUGGGAAUGGAGAUACUGACUGCUGCUCAGUCUAUUUUUCAGAGUAUUUUAGCUGAAGGUGACAUUUGUGCAUCACAACGUAGAGCAUCAUCAGAAGGGCUUGGUUUAUUAGCGCGGCUAGGAAAUGAUACAUUUACUGCCAGAUUGACAAAACAACUUCUUGGUGAUGUAACUGGCAAUGUUGAUUUCAACUAUUCUGGAUCAAUUGCUCUUGCCCUUGGUUGCAUUCAUUGCAGUGCAGGAGGAAUGGCCUUGUCAAGUUUAGUUCCUAACACGGUCAAUGUUGUCUCAUCGCUUGCUAAAAGUUCAAUAUCAAGUUUACAAAUCUGGUCCUUGCAUGGACUUCUUUUGACCAUUGAAGCAGCCGGCUUGUCUUAUGUGUCUCAGGUUCAGGCAACACUUGGCCUGGCAAUGGAAAUUAUUUUAUCAGAGGAGAGUGGUUGGGUUGACCUGCAGCAGGCAGUCGGCCGCCUAAUUAAUGCUAUAGUUGCAGUCACAGGUCCCGAGCUUGCCCCUGGGAGUAUUUUUUUCUCCCGCUGCAAGUCAGCUGUUGCAGAGAUCAGCUCCUCCCAAGAGACCGCAACACUUCUCGAGAGUGUCCGCUUCACACAACAACUCGUUCUUUUUGCACCUCAGGCAGUUCCUGUACAUUCUCAUGUGCUGACCCUCCUUCCAACUUUAUCAUCAAGACAGCCGACUCUGAGACAUCUAGCUUUGUCCACACUGCGACACCUCAUAGAAAAGGAUCCGGUUUCCAUAAUUGAUGAAGAAAUUGAAGAAACUUUGUUCCACAUGUUGGAUGAGGAAACUGAUCCAGAGAUUGGCAAUUUAGCUCGUAGUACGAUUAUGAGAUUACUUCAUGCAUCAUGCCCUUCACGUCCAUCCCGUUGGUUGUCGAUAUGCCACAAGAUGAUUCUUUCUACAUCAAGACAUAAUACAGGCAAUAGCAACAAUACAAUGAUUGAUUCAACUGGUAUGGAUGGUGAAAGAACCUUGAGUGUUGGGGAUGACGAUGAGAACAUGGUCUCUAGCUCCAAAACAUCUCCAAAGCGCCGCCGUGCAUUUGACUAUUCUAGUCCCAACUUUUCAAGGGAUAAGCACCUCAGAUAUCGAACAAGAGUUUUUGCUGCUGAGUGCUUGAAUCAUCUUCCUGAAGCUGUUGGUGACAGUCCUGCUCACUUUGACCUCUCAUUGGCAAGGGCACAACCUUCUAAGGGGCAUCUCUCAGGAGACUGGCUGGUUCUUCAAUUGCAAGAGCUCAUUUCUCUUGCUUAUCAGAUAAGCACCAUCCAGUUAGAGAAAAUGCGGCCAAUUGGUGUUACACUUCUGUGUACAAUUAUGGACAAGUUUGCAGCAAUUCCGGAUCCUGAGCUCCCCGAUCACCUCCUUGUGGAACAGUAUCAGGCCCAACUGGUGUCAGCUGUCCGAAGUGCUUUGGACUCGUUAUCAGGCCCAAUUUUACUGGAAGCAGGCCUGCAGUUAGCCACUAAGAUGCUAACAAGUGGAAUCAUUAGCCGGGAUCAAGUUGCAGUCAAGAGAAUAUUUUCAUUGAUUUCACGCCCAUUGGAUGACUUCAAUGAUCUUUUUUAUCCAUCAUACGCCGAAUGGGUCUCAUGCAAGAUUAAAGUAAGGCUUCUCACGGUCUAUGCAUCUCUCAAAUGCUACAUGUUUGCGUCCUUAAGGGGACAAGGUGAUGAAAUUCCCGAUGAGUAUCUAGCUCUGUUGCCACUGUUUGCUAAGAGUUCAAACACUCUGGGAACAUAUUGGCUUUCUUUUUUAAAGGACUACAGCGUUGUUCAUUUCCAAUUACGUUUGGAUAAUUGGGAGCCAUUUCUUGAUGGAAUUCAAUCAUCAGUUGUUUCAGCUGAGUUGCACCCAUGUCUAGAAGAAGCUUGGCCUGUAAUUCUACAAGCACUGGUGCUGGAUGCAGUUCCUGCAAAUUCGGAUUUGAUUGAAUCUCCUCCAACAGACAGAACAGAAAAUAUUCCUACUUCUGGACACAGCAUGGUGGAGUUGCAGAUUGAUGAUUUCAACUUCCUUUGGGGUUUUUUACUGCUGGUUCUGUUUCAGGAGCAAGAUGUUACACCCAUUGAGCAUAUUAUACCAGUUUGUCGUAUAAAAUCCAAUUUCAGCAGUAAAAUCUUAGCUGAUGACUCCAGUUCUUCAAGUUUGAAGAAUAUUUUCUUCUCAGUCUUUCAAUUUAUGUCCACCAAAAGUUUCUUCAGUUCUGGAUAUCUCAGUUUGGAUGCUUGCACUGAAUUACUGCAGGUAUUCUCUUAUCUAGUUUUCGGGGAAGAUAGAUGGGAUUGUCUUGCAGUCUUUUUCCUGUCGCAGGUUAUUCAGAACUGUCCUAACGAUUUCCUUUUAGUGGAGAGUUUCACAUAUUUGGCAACAGAAAUAUGUCUAACUUCUCUCUUCAAAGACUUAGUAAGUUGCAAUGGGAAUGGGAGUUCUCAGAAACUGUCAGACUGGGAAAAGAAUAUUACUGUUUCACUUAGUGCUGCUUCAACUCUAUUGGAACGCUCUGAAGCUAAGAUGCAGCUAAAGUUAUUGUUGCCCUUUCUCCUUAUUGGUUACAAGUGCAUCGGAGAAGCAUCAACUGAGAUGGCCCUUUCAAGAAUAAACUACUUUAGCCAGACUAUUAAUUCUUCAUUGAAAAGACUCGGAAAAUCCGAACUUGAGUCUGAUGGCAUUACACACUUUGUAUCAAUAACCAGAGCUUGUGUGGAUGCAACGGUUAUUCUGACUAAUAAUUGCGUCCAAGCAAUUCAUCAACUAGAAGAGAAGAGGUCCAAUCUGCGCAAGGUGCUGCUGUUGAAGCUUGCCUAUUCAGUCGAACAGCUUUUUACUUAUGCUGCUCUAGUUUAUACUUUCGAAGGUCCUGGAGAGAGGCAAGAAAUGAAUCCCGUCUUUUAUAGGGUUUUGCAUCAUAGUAUUCAGUGUACACGAGCUGUGCUUACUGAUCCUGACAUACAGAUUCAAGCAGUUGGCUUGCAAGUUGUGAAAGUCAUGCUACAAAAACGAAUCGGUGCAGAAUCUGAUCCUUUCUUAAUUUUCUACCUUGGGGAGCUUGUUGGCGAUAUGUUCGUCAUUCUACACAACAUUUUAGAGAACCCUAUUAACAGAGAAGCAGUUGCUAUUGCUGGGGAGUGUCUCAAAUUUCUAAUGCUUCUUCAGACAUUAUCAAAAGAAUGCAAUUAUGAGAAAUGCCUAAUACAUCUUCUUCUGGAAUCUGUUCUGAUGAUAUUUGUGACCUCUGAUGGUUCUCUUUCUCAGGAGGCUAAUGAUUUACAAAACAUAGCUGUUAAGCUUGUUUCGCAACUUGCUCAAACUCCUAGUUCAGCAGCUUCUGUCAAGGAUAUUCUUUUGGCAAUGCCUGCUACGCGAAGACAGCAGCUUCAGGAUAUAAUCCGUGCUUCUGUUGUCCAAGAUAAGAACCCACAGCCCAUGACAUCCACUGGACCGCCCUUAGUGAUAAAGUUACCUUCACAGACUGAGCAAAUCGUAAUCAAGAAUUCUGUUCCAUUAGCAGCCCCACCAGAGGAUUCUAAUAACAGUAGUGUCGAAGACGAAGAUGAGGAGGAUGAUUGGGAUACUUUCCAGUCUUUUCCAGCUUCAGGCAAUGAAACUGCUCCAGCUCCAGAAAGUCCCCCAUCCGUCUCAGGCAAUAACAGCGGAGAAAGCAGCGAUGACCAAGGGCCCUCUGCUUCUAUGUCUCUUAGCAUUAAAGAGAGUUCUAACGUUGAAAAUCAUGAGUUUGAUGAAGCUGCAAGUACGUCUUAUAUAGCCGAUGGUAACAAUCAGAUGGAAGAUGGCCAGAGACCUGAAGAUGGUUCCAGUGAACAUCAGCAGUCCGCUGAGGUGUUUCCAGAUAUAGAUGAAGAGCUGCCCAAUAUUCAGUCCGAUCAAAUUGAGGAUGAACGUACUGAACCUUCGGUUAAGGAAUCGAACAAUGAAGAUAAUCAAACUGUUUUGGAUGUUCAACGCACAUAUAGCACAGACUCAUAUAGCAAUGCAUCUGAUGAACAUUGUGUUGGGACUUCUCACACUUUAGAGCAAGGUAAUCAGCCUACAGAGUUAUCAGCAGAGCAUGCUGAGCCAUCUAAUGAGCAUCGUCCUGAAGAGACCAGUAACAUUGACCGAAUCAUCUCGGUGGUCUCAACCAAUGAUUCUGAAGUAGAGGGCUCUACUUCAGGGCAUCAUGAGAGAAUUGAGUAAUCUAUACGUUCAGUCCAGUUUGCCUCCUACUGAUGAUUCAGAAAAUGGCAGGGGAGUAAUUUUACCUAGUAGGCCAUGGGAGUUGCAUGAUGAUUGUUGUAAUACAGCUGCAUUACAUAUCCUGUUUUUUGUUGGAGGGACUACUACUACUAGCCCUCAUGCCCUUUUUCUGGUUUAUUCAUCUGUACUAGCAUUGUAGGAUAUACUUUUUCGUCAAGAUAGAUAAACCAAGCGCAGAGGUAUUUAUAGUGUUGAAA